This is a messenger RNA of Protomyces lactucae-debilis, 735 nucleotides long. Its product is annotated as translation protein SH3-like domain-containing protein. The transcript has a single exon. Gene Ontology annotation, biological process: translation. Bases 1 to 735 code for a protein of 244 amino acids. NCBI's taxonomy places the organism in Eukaryota, Fungi, Ascomycota, Taphrinomycetes, Taphrinales, Protomycetaceae. The record is from RefSeq and is a predicted model, not a curated record. Gene Ontology annotation, molecular function: structural constituent of ribosome; RNA binding. Gene Ontology annotation, cellular component: ribosome; mitochondrion.
AUGAAAGCAGCGAAAAAAGCAGUCAAGCCGCGAGAUCGGAUCAAGUUCUGGAAUAUUGCCGUUGGCGAUACAGUGCGUGUCAUUACAGGUCCUCAACGCGGUACGACAGGGCGCGUGAUUGAACUACACAAAGAACGCAAUAAAAUUACCGUGGGUGGUGUCAAUAUUAUCAAGAAGACACUACCGCUCUUUCUGUCGAGUGAGAGCGGUUUGGAAACACAAAAGUUUGAGUAUGCUGCGCCGAUACAUUACUCUAAUGUCCAACUGGUGGGUGAUAUUCCAGUCACCUUGGGUGCGAAGGAGACUCGGAGUGUCGUGGUCAAGCGGGUAUUACGUGGCAAGACGUUCUUCAACAAGGACAAAAAAAUGCUGACCUGGCGGCGGUGGAUUCCCGGUGAGAACUUGUUUCUGCCAUGGCCAAAGAGAGAGCAGGAUGAAGUGAGUGGACCGAUGGAUACGACAGAAGCUGAGGUAUCAGCGAAUACCUAUCUCGAGACAUUAUACGCGAGCCCUGUACCUACCGGCCUGGAAGAUGAGCUGCGCAACAAGUACUCAAGAUUCACAAGAGAGAAGCGAGAGCGGGCUGCAUUGUCAGAAGUACCAGUUGCAGAGGUGGAGGGUAUCGAAGAGGAUGUCGCAGCGCCGAAACGGUAUGUGCCAAAGAAUCGCGAUCCUCUCAAGGGAUUGUCACCGGCUGCCAUUGAUACACUUGCACAGUCCAUGAAGCGUCUGUAA